Messenger RNA from Poecilia reticulata (guppy), 4901 nucleotides. The record is from RefSeq and is a predicted model, not a curated record. Lineage: Eukaryota; Metazoa; Chordata; Actinopteri; Cyprinodontiformes; Poeciliidae.
AACUCCAACAACUCCAACAACUACAGCUCUAAGAAGCAACGGUCCAACUACAGUGACAACUACAGCGUCACAAAGCAACAGUCCAGCCACAACUACACCCAAUCCCAUCUUGUCACAUUUGAUCACCAGCCUGUCAACUUUAUUGCCAGCGUUAACGCAAUCAACUAAUCUAGGACUGAAUCCUCAAGCCUCGCCUUCAGGACUGUCAAGGAGGAAGCGUGCCGUCCUCCAGAACAGCAACAGUUUGACGCAAAGCAGCAAUGACACGGCUUUGGUUUUUCAAGGAAUGGAAGUGUCCUGCUCUAUAAAAACUGCAAUAAAUCAUACCAAGUGCACCAUCAUGCUUGGGCUGAGUCACAAAAUACCAUCAUGCUGUAUCCUCCAAACGCUCUGUGCAGCCAGCAAACGUUCCUCCGACAUCCAUGUGGUGGGAAACAGGAUAGAUGAACAGAAUCGGCUUCAAAACCAGUGCAACAGUAACUUAGGGGAGCCAAACAGCUGCAUCUAUUCUGGUCCGCUGGACCCGUCAUGUGUGGAGUCUGGGCCUGAGUAUGUCAUUCCACCAAUAAACUUAACAGACUGUGCGACAGGGAACAGUUGUAGCUGCUCUUCCUACUGCAACAGAUCUGACGCGUACUACACUUUUUCCAUUUCACUACAAGAUCCAACAAUAAACUCUUCAUCUCUUUCAUCUCUGAUUUCAGCUCUGGCACAACGACCAAACUGCUCCAUCAGUACAAAUGUUACAUGUCAAUCAUUGGCCACCAUUGCAUCUGAAUACAGGAAUGCCAGUGUGGACUGUGAAAUGAGUGGAACAAAGUUGAGUUGCAGAGUGAUAUUAGGUUUUGCACAGGAAGUAUCCAUUUGUUCAGUGGCAGAAGCUGUUUUAAAUGUGUUUGUACUUGAAGAAAAGAUCCAGUAUGAUGGGCAAGUGAGACGAGGAGCAAUUUGUGGAAGCGCAGAAAUUAAUGCCAACUCACUAGACUUCCAGUUCAAUUAUACUGAUAGUGAGAUAAGCCCAGAUGACUUUUGUGUCAAAAUAGAGGGAUCUAACCUCCUCACAUGCCAAACUGGAGAAAAUGUUGUUGUACAUUUGAAAGACCAAUGUGUUGUAUCUCCCACAACAAGCCCAAAUGUGACAAUUAGUCCCAACGUGACUAGCCUAAAUACAACAGCUAGCCCAAAUGUUACUAGCUUAAAUACAACAGCUAGCCCAAANGUGACACUAAGCCAAAAUGCAACUAAUCCUAUAAACUCUACAAUUGGUCCAAAUGUGACAGUCAUUACGAAUGUGACAACAGUGAAACCAACAAUACAACCAAACAACAACACAUUGACUCCAACAACAACCCCAAAAACACAACAGAACACAACACGGGCCCCAUCAGUGCCCACAACUGCUGCUGGAGGGAAGCCGUCAUCAAACAUAACUAGAAGCACAACAAGUGGAUUUGUUUCUGUGACCACCUCAGUGAGUUCAACAGGAAAUGGAACAGCCGAAAGCCAAGCCAAGGACCUUCUUGCACUGGCUCAAGACGUGUCAAAACUGACCGCAGCGCAGAUAGAUCAGCUGGUGUCACAGCUGGAGAAGCUUCUGUCAGGCCCGACUGUCAGCAAGGAGCUGGGAGGUCUCUCCGUCAACAUCGUCAGCAAUCUGUUGGACGCUUCACCUGACAAGUUGUCGAGCUCCUCUGACAGGAUUAUUGGGAUUGUUGACACAGUGGGGUUAAAGUUGGUGAUUGGAAACACCGCUGAGAAUCUGCUGUACCCUUCUUUGGCUGUCUCUGUGAAACCAGCAGAUGGCGCCAACUUUCAAGAGACAAUUUUUUCCAUCCUCGAUCCGACUAACGUACAGGUUCGGGGGAAUCCAAGGUUGAAAAGGAGCGCAUUAAAGGACUCCUCCAUCCCUCAGGGCUCCAUUACUCUUCCUCCUUCACUCACUCAAAAUCUAACCGCUGAGGAACAAAAGCUGGUCUCCAGGCUCCAGUUCAAUUUCUACCAGAAGAGCUCACUUUUUAAGGAUGACUCAUUAGGACAACGCAAACUUAACAGUGGGAUCUUGGGAGCAAGCGUGGCCAAUCUGUCAAUCAAAGGAUUAGAGGAAAGUGUUGUAAUUCGCCUGAGAAACACGGAACCUGUUCCAGCUAAUUUUGUGGCAGUGUGUGUUUUCUGGGACUUUACAUAUAACAAAGGUGCAGGUGGCUGGAACUCAGACGGCUGCUUUGUCAAAGAAACCAACGACAAUGAGACAGUUUGUGGCUGCAACCAUUUAACCAGCUUUGCUAUUUUACUGGACAUCUCCAGAGAGACCGUUACCAGUCGUACUCAGGCCACCAUCCUCACCUUCAUCACAUAUAUAGGUUGUGGACUUUCUGCCAUCUUCCUGUUCGUAACUCUCCUCACUUACUUGGCAUUUGGAAAGCUGCGUAAAGACAUCCCAUCCAAAAUUCUGAUCCAGCUUUGCCUGGCACUUCUGCUGCUCAACCUGGUCUUCCUGGUGGACGCCUGGCUGGCUCUUUAUCCCAAAGCCGUGGGCCUCUGCAUUUCCACGGCCUGGUUCCUUCACUACUUCCUACUGGUUUCCUUCACCUGGAUGGGGCUCGAGGGCGUCCACAUGUACUACGCGCUCGUGAAAGUCUUCAACGACAACAUAUCCCACUACAUGCUGAAGUUCUCGCUGGUGGGCUGGGGACUCCCAAUGCUAGUGGUCAUCAUUGUGAUCGCGAUCGACAAAAACAACUACGGCCUCAUGUCCUAUGGAAAGUUUUCAGAUGGCACGAGUGACGACUUCUGCUGGAUAAGAAACGACAUCGCUUUCUACGUGGCAGUUGUGGCCUACUUCGGUGUGAUUUUCAUCUUCAACAUCGUCAUGUUUGGUGUGGUCUUAGUCCAGUUGCACCGGAUAAAAAAACAGAAUCCUCAUAACAACAAGCACCGCAGCACGGCGCAGGACGCACGCAGCGUGAUCGGGAUCACCCUCCUCCUGGGUCUCACGUGGGGAUUCGCCUUUUUUGCCUGGGGUCCUGUUAAUCUGGCAUUUAUGUACCUCUUCGCCAUCUUUAAUUCCCUGCAAGGAUUCUUCAUAUUUGUGUUCCACUGUGCGGCGAAAGAAACCGUCAGAAGGCAGUGGAGGAUCUACCUGUGCUGCGGCCGUAUGAGACUCCCAGAAAACUUAGAAUGGAGUCGCACUGCAACACAGAAAACCGCAAAGAAGUCUCCUCUGACCUCCUUUACGUCCUCACAAAGCAGUCGGCCGUCCAGAUCCACUUUUCUGCCCAGUACGCCAUCAGGGCAGAUGAGCGGCAUUGGAAAUCCACUUGUAGACAGAAUAAUUACAGCUGACGAAGAACCGAGGACAGAUGUGGUUCUCAACGAGAUCAACAGACAACAGCUCCGGAGUCGACGGGGGUCCUGACCUACAAAGAGCAGCCUUUUAACUGCCUGUAUAAAAUGUAAUUUACCAGGAAAUAUUUAUGUAUCGCUAAUCUCCGUCACAUGUAUUAGUUGACUGAUUUCUAAGAAAUUCCGAGUCUAAAGUUGAAUAUUUUUUUAAAACACUAAAGCUAUUUGUGCUUAUUUUUACAGAAUCUAUUUAACAUAUUUAUUUACUUUGAUAUUUUAAUGUGCAUCUUAGAUUUAAUGAUCUUACAGCUGUUGCUUUCAAAAAGCAAAUUAAAGUUCAUAUAGCAGUAAAUGGACUACAUUUCUUUUAUAUCAUUGAAGUAUUUGUGAUUUAUGGAUUUCCCUUUUCAAAUCUAAGAACCGACAGAGUGGGUUGAGAUAUUCCUUUAGUUUAGAUAAUCCAAUAACGGCAAAUUUUAAAAUCCCACACAUGUCCAAAAAGUUCUACCAUAUUAAUAAACAGUUGAAAUGUGAAUGCCAAAAGUUAAAUAUUUGCCCCCCAAAAAAGGUCAAUCCGAGUCAUGUUGGUCAACUGACUUCACAAGCUUUUUAUUCUGCUGCUGGUGAAAUCACCAACACAAAAAUCACUCAAAUCUCCCUUUAACCUCUUGUUAAUCAAAUAGGAAAACAUAGUAAAUGUCAGAACAGUCUAUAAAGUUUAGUUUCAGACAAGCUUUCUGUUUAAAGUUUUGUUUGAUCCAACUUAAGUCUGUCUGCUGAGAAACCACAUUAUGCUUCUGACCUUUUGUGUGACGGAACCAUCUGGAGCGUGGUGCCAUCCUCAGGCUAACCCUAACAGCCGCUGCAAACACAAACGAUUUCUCUGUGCAUCUUAAAAUUACAAUUUCACUGAAAGUAACAGAAGAAACUGAAGCUAAGCAAAGUAGAACGACAUUGGGAAAUUCCCUGUCUGCAAAAGAGCUGCAGCCAAGACAGAAGCACGACUUGGCUUUAAGAGGCUUAUUAUAUCCAUGUUUUAUGUUUAUUUCAGCAUUUCUUUACAUAAGUGCAAGCAGUGAAGCAUCCAGUUGUUACAAUGCAAUGUGUGCUGAAACAUUUACUCUACAGCUCCAAACAUUUGGCAUUUGCUAUAAAUAUGACACUUUAGGAGAAAAAAAAAAAAAAAAAUUCCCUCAAAACUCUAAUUGUAGAUGGUCAAACAGUUUCAGAACAGCAUUUGGUGAGAUUGUUUGAAUAAAUAAAUGUCCCAGAGGGGCCAUCUAAUGUGCUGUGUACUGUAUAUCUAUGUAAGCUACAUUCACAGUCCUCAGCAUGCACCCAAUAUACUUAAUCAGGAGAAAUCAAAGGUGCUAAAAAGAGAACAUGAAAACCAGCACAUGCACAAAGAUGGCAACAAUGAGGAAUAAUUUCCCUUUUAAAAACACACCUGGACUACAACACUAUUAGCACUCAUUGGGGAUGAACCACACUGCCUUGAUACAGACUGAAAGAGCUGCAUCGUAUUUCAGUGGCAGAAACAAAAGGAGAGAGAGAAAAAA